AUGCUGCUAGCCACGUUGCUUCUGCUGGCUCCCUGCAGGCAGGCAGGGGUUGCCCUCAGCGCUGUGCAGGCGAAGGCCCGGCAGCUGAAGAAGCAGCAGGAGGCGCAGCCCGAGGGAGGGGAAGGCGAGCCGUCCGGAGGAGCCGGCCCAGGGGGCGCGGGGCUGAGCCCCGGGGGUGAACCCGGGGAAGGAAAAAGAAAGAGGAAGAGGGAGAGCGAAGAGCAGUCCCGUGCGCGAGGACAGAAGAAGCUAAAGAAGAGACAACAGCCUCCUAGCUCUUCUGAAGAAAGGGCCGAUACUGAGGAGGCGGCAGGUGGCAGCACUCCAUCGAAGAAGGAGGAGAAAGAAAAUCGAAGAAAAUCGAAAGUGCCUCAAGAGAGGACUGAAGCAGAUUCUGAAGAAGACAUCAAACAACAGGAAAACAGAAGCAACCUUAAAAAAAAGUCUUCUAAAACGAAGAAGAGAGAUGAGGAAACAGAGCGAGCUGAAACAAAGAAGAAAGAGAACAGUGAAAGAGCUGAAGGAAAUCAAAGCACAAAGGAGGAGCUGUCCUUAGCAGCCUCGGAGGAAAAGGCAAAUCCUCCUCCCUCCAGUUUGGUGGUUCUUGGAGACUAUGACAGAAAGCCAGUGCAGAAGGUUCAGCCCUUCUUACCACAGUGGCUUGCUCAACCCAAACUAGUGCAAAAACGUAUCAAAGAUAAUCUAGUUCCAAUCAGAGAUGUCCCAGGAAUUCAUCCCAGGCUGUUGAAAAAGCUGCAAAUGAAUGGGAUAGAGUCGUUUUUUCCAGUUCAGGCAGAGGUGAUUCCUGCUGUUCUACAGAGUGCAUCCAAUGGGUAUUUGAUGGGGCAGGGAGGAUACCGCCCCAAAGACAUCUGCGUCUCGGCACCUACUGGCAGUGGUAAAACCCUGUCUUUUGUCAUACCCGUAGUACAGGUUCUGCUAGAUCGAGUAGUUUGCCAAGUACGAGCUCUGGUUGUUCUGCCCACCAAAGAACUGGCACAACAGGUGAGUAAAGUGUUCAACAUUUACACUGACGGGACAGGUCUGAAGGUCGUUUUGAUUACUGGCCAGAAAUCUUUUGCAAAGGAGCAGGAGAUGCUUGUCCAGAAAAAAGUGACAGGCUACUGCAGCCUGGCUGAUAUUAUUGUGGCUACACCAGGGAGGCUCACAGAUCACAUUCGCCAGACCCCGGGGUUCAGCCUGACGCAGCUCCGCUUCCUGAUCGUAGACGAAGCUGACCGUAUGAUCGAUGACAUGCACCAGAACUGUCUGAACCAAAUUGUCAAAGCUGCAUUCCAAGUAGAAAACGACUCUGGCUCCAACAUGCUUUUUCAGAGGACCAAACCAGGGCCUGUAACAGCAGCCAGCUCCUGCUAUCCUCAGAUACCCUUACAGAAACUGCUGUUUUCAGCCACGCUGACCCAGGACCCAGAGAAACUGCAGCAGCUGGACUUGUUCCAGCCUCGCCUCUUCACGUCUGUCUAUUCAGAGAAAAAAACACUCGGAGAUGGAACAGAGGCUGAACAAGAUACUAAUAAGAAAUACAUACUCCCCGAGGGGCUAUCGCAAUGUUACGUGCCUUGUGACCUGAAUUCCAAGCCUUUGCUCCUCUUGCAUUUCAUGCUGACAAUGAAAUUUACCCGCGUGUUGUGCUUUACCAACUCCAGGGAAGCUUCUCACAGAUUGUUCCUGCUGGUUCAAGCCUUUGGUGGAGUCACUGCGGCUGAAUUUUCUUCUCGGUUACCUCCAAAUGAGAGACAGAGAACCAUGAAGGAAUUUGAACAGGGAAAAAUACAACUGUUAAUCAGCACAGAUGCCACUGCACGAGGGAUUGACGUCAAAGGAGUGAAUUAUGUAAUAAACUAUGAUGCGCCUCAGUUCAUCAGGACAUACAUUCACCGAGUUGGAAGAACGGCUCGUGCAGGAAAAGCGGGCGUCGCUUUCAGCUUGGUCCUUAGAAUUCAGGAACGCAGGUUUCUGCGCAUGUUGAAGGAUGCCGGCAUCCAAGACAUAAAGAAGCACCCAGUGAAGGGCAACUCAUUAAAGCCGUUGGUGCAGCAAUAUGAGGAAGCUCUGAGUAAGCUUGAGAAGACAGUCAAGAACGAGCGAGCACAGAAACGAGCCUGAAUGAAUGGAAGCUGAGAAGGCUGUGUUUCGUGGCACUGAAGCGAAGCGGGAUAGGUCACGGACUACUACCCAGCACGGUAACAAUGAGACAUGGUCCCUGAGUGGAGCUGAAGGAUAUUGUAAGGUUGAGGAGCCAACCAAAGUCAGCUAUUACAGGCCUCGUUCCCCUUUCAAGGACACUGCAAACAGUUCAGUUACUGGUUUAAAAAGAAAAAAAAAAAAUUUGAGAUACAGUUGUCUUGAAGAGGGCUUUGCAUCAUAUCCUACUGGCCUAUGUAAAACUACCCCCAGUGAAGAGAGCCAUUAGACAGCUCUUGAGCACGGGCCUGAUGGAACUGCCGGUCUCCAAAGGUGAGGGCUGUGCCCUUCUUACCUCUGAACUGGCACAACUAAUGGUUCUGUCUUGCUGCACAAGCAGCUGUAUCUGCAAAUGCAUGAACACCUGUCCAGUGCCUAUAGCAGAAGCGUGUUUGAAGAGCUGCUCUGGGCUGAAGUGACUGCAACUU
This is a messenger RNA of Aptenodytes forsteri (emperor penguin), 2633 nucleotides long. RefSeq names its product DEAD-box helicase 51 (gene DDX51). The transcript is spliced from 16 exons. The record is from RefSeq and is a predicted model, not a curated record. Bases 1 to 2127 code for a protein of 708 amino acids. Gene Ontology annotation, molecular function: ATP binding; nucleic acid binding. Gene Ontology annotation, cellular component: nucleus. NCBI's taxonomy places the organism in Eukaryota, Metazoa, Chordata, Aves, Sphenisciformes, Spheniscidae.